This is a messenger RNA of Diachasma alloeum, 636 nucleotides long. RefSeq lists its product as uncharacterized. The record is from RefSeq and is a predicted model, not a curated record. The coding region runs from base 1 to 636 and encodes 211 amino acids. Lineage: Eukaryota; Metazoa; Arthropoda; Insecta; Hymenoptera; Braconidae. The transcript has 2 exons.
AUGAUUGAUACCCGCUUGAACUUCAAGCAGCAGGUGGAACACGUGGCAACCAAGGCCUCAGGGGUUCGAACACUCUUAUCCCGCCUCAUGCCAAACAUUGGAGGUCCCAAACAAAAAAGAAGAGCGCUGCUGUCUACGGUGGUGACGUCAGUGAUGACUUAUGGGAUUCCCAUCUGGACCGAUGCGCUCCAGUUCCAGGAAUCUCGGCGUAAGAUCGCUAACGUCUAUCGGCAGAGCGCCCUGAGAGUUGCUAGCGCGUACCGCACAGUGUCGGAAGAUGCAGUUCGUGUGAUCGCCGGAAUGCUGCCCAUCGAAGUAUUGGCUGAAGAGCGGAGGUGUCUUUACCGGCGGACAAGACACCCUACAUUGAGCCCAAACGAUCUCAGGGAAGAGGAGAGACGGAACAGCACUCGCCGAUGGCAGGUGUUGUGGGAUAUCUCAGCGAAAGGAAGAUGCCCCCGUUUCAGUGAGAGCCAGAGUAAUUGGGAAGUAGUCCUUCAAAGGGAAGUCCUGCCUGAGAAUCUGAUGGAAGCUAUGAUGUCAUCACAGGCAGCCUGGCAAGCAACGAGCAACUUUGCAGCCGCAGUUAUGAAGGAGCUCAGAAGUGAGGAACGCAAGCGAAAGGCUGCAGCAUAG